Bipolaris zeicola 26-R-13 is the source of this 918-nucleotide messenger RNA. RefSeq lists its product as uncharacterized. The transcript is spliced from 2 exons. NCBI's taxonomy places the organism in Eukaryota, Fungi, Ascomycota, Dothideomycetes, Pleosporales, Pleosporaceae. The record is from RefSeq and is a predicted model, not a curated record. Gene Ontology annotation, biological process: nucleoside phosphate metabolic process; ribose phosphate metabolic process. Gene Ontology annotation, molecular function: ADP-ribose pyrophosphatase activity; ADP-glucose pyrophosphatase activity. Bases 1 to 918 code for a protein of 305 amino acids.
AUGGCUACCUUCAUGCUCGACGGCUUUCGCUCAAAAGUCCCCGUUCAAUUGACCCACGGUAUAACCGAAUCCCAACUCCUAGACUUCAGGGCUUUCCAAACUUGGCGUGAUACCCUCCGCGCCAACCUAGCCUUACAGUACAGCAACCCCAACCAUGCUUUUCAUGAUGACCCAUUCUCGCUUCAGAAGAUCGAAAUUCAAUCUGUCGACUGGUUCCCUACAAAGAAAGGCUCGAUACUCGGCUUUGUGAAGCUACGCGCAUACAUUCGCAGCAAGAAAUUGGUCAACGGCAAGCCUAAGGAGCUCCCAGGCAUCGCAUUCUUGCGAGGUGGCAGCGUUGCGAUGCUCAUGAUUCUGCGGCCGCAGGACUCACGCGACGAGAGGUGGGUUGUGAUGACGGAGCAGCCGCGGGUGCCCGCGGGCAGUCUUUCAUUCGUGGAGAUACCUGCUGGGAUGCUGGACAAGUCAAACAACUUCAGCGGAAAAGCUGCCGAGGAGAUCUUAGAAGAAACAGGUUUCAAGUUACCGAAGUCUGAACUCAUUGAUCUUACCGAACUGGCGCUAAAGCAGACACAAAGUGAAGACGGCGAGGUUCUGCAGAAUGCUAUGUAUCCUAGCCCAGGAGGAUCAGACGAGUUCAUCCCAAUCUUUUUGUGGGAGAAGGAGCUUGAUCGUCAAGAGAUUAUGGAUCUCCGGGGUAAAUUAACGGGAAAGAGAGCUCAGGGAGAGAUGAUCACGCUGAGAGUAUGUGAUUAUGAAGAGCUAUGGAAGGUGUGCCCAAGGGAUGCGAAGACUUUGGCUGCUUGGGCGCUAUAUGAGGGCCUGAAUAGGGCUGGUAUUAUUCAGGAAGAGUUAAGGAAACGCAAACAGAUUCCAGGCGUGGAGUUGCAAUUGGAUGAUGGUGAUUCAUCUGAAUAG